Molecule: messenger RNA, 8479 nt
Organism: Folsomia candida
Lineage: Eukaryota; Metazoa; Arthropoda; Collembola; Entomobryomorpha; Isotomidae
Gene: form3
Product: FH2 domain-containing protein 1
Exons: 20
Coding region: 1371-6038 (1555 amino acids)
Biological process (GO): cellular component organization
Molecular function (GO): actin binding
Source: RefSeq, a predicted model, not a curated record
CAGUCAAUUGACUCGAGACGUUGGUCCACGCCGUAAGUCCACGCUGUUCAGGGGCUCUCCAAAAAUCACACAUGUAUCACAUUUCUCACACCGACUCAUGUUGCAACUCAGGUUGCAAAAAUUUCUUCCUCUAAUAUUUUAAUCUUCUCUGAGUGAGUGAGUGAGUGACUAAGUCGACGCAUUAUUUCGGCUGGAUUUAUGUACUUUUAUUUCGAGAUACACUCGUGCUGCUUGUGGUGAUUCUUAGUGUUACGUAAUUAAUGAGACGGUCGGUAGCGGUUGGUGAGGGUGCAUAUUCGUUUCUUAGGGUGUUUUAUUAUUAUGGUGUUUUUUUCUUUCCCCUCCAUCAUUAAGUGCAAGCUUGCGUCUCAAAUUCAUCUUCGUAGUCUAUUCGUGCAAUUGGAAACUGGAGAUUAUUGCUAAUAAUAAGUAACGUGCAAAAAUAAAAAGUAAGUUUAAUUUUGGUUCACCACAUCAGCAAAGGUUGCAGACAUACGUUCAUAACUGACUCCAGGGGCAGCCGUGUAAUAACUUUAUAUGACUAAAAAUACUUAACUCAGUGAUCGGACGAGGGGCAAGGAAGUGGAGCAGCAAAUAAUAUUAUUAAGUGCCUACUUGUAUUAUUGGUUUAGCAAUAAUAGUACGUACGCAUUGCCUCUUUAUAUAGAGAAUUAACCUUCAGAGAUUGGAGAUUUGAGAGUAAAUUAAGGAGGUGGAAAAGUGAGACGAAAGGGAAUCAAAGAUUGAAUCAUUUAUGGCUCACCGUUGUUGAACGAGGUUAUUGCUAGUUACAUACAUACGCUCGUUCGUAUGUACAUAUGAAUCGUGGUUGUAAAUACGUCGCCGUCGUUUACUGAACAUUUUUCGCCGGUGUGAGGAAUGAACAAGUGUGUUUCGUGCUCGUGUGUGGGUGAGGAAGAAGAAGUAUUUGCGACGGACGAGUCGCUAAAAUUCCAGCGUUUCCAAUAAACACGUCUAAAACGGGUGGAUUCCUCGGUUGAAACAAUGACUGCAUAAUAGCCACAGAUUAUGUAUACAUAGGUGAACAGGGUGUAUUAAUUUGGAGUGGGACGAUAGUCAGUAAAAAGAAGUAAUAGCUGCAUGAUAAUAAUAUUCGGAGGAGGAGGAGGAAGAUGUGGUGGGAUUAUUGCUUGCCAAGUGCUUCAGUCUGAAAUCAUCAGUCACACGAGACGAGAAUACGAACCAACGACGACAGAGAGAAGAAGAGAAGGCUUCCAAAGGCUGUGAGACUUAUAAGGAAUCCACUGCACCUAACUAAUAACCAAGCCUUGAGUCAAAAUCUCAACUCAAUAUUCAAUCCGUGUCAAAGGAGAGUGAGUGAGAGAGAGAGAGAGCAUGCAAGGUCAACAAUGGUCCUAACUCCGCAUAGUGUUGGUGAUGUGACACAAAACGAUGGCCUCGACUACAUUGUUGAGAACGGCGACUACACUGAAAAGCUUGCCUUAGCUUUGGAGUCAAAGAACUGUUCCGUAAAGAAGCAGGUUUUUGAACUUCUGUCUGCUCUCUGCGUGUACAGUGCGGAUGGGUACAACAGAACCUUGGAAGCACUUGAAUGUUUUAAGAAACAGAAAAAUGAACGAUAUCGCUUUAAAUUCAUUGUCAAUGAGCUGCAACAUGGACCCACAGUCGACUACCAGACCGCCGUGAUUGCUUUUGUCAAUUGCCUAAUUUUGGCUACUUCCGACCUUCAAGAAAGAAUUCGAAUUCGAUCAGAAUUCUUGGGUCUAAAACUUGCUCAAAUAUUGAAUGACUUGAGGUAUAAAAAGAAAGAUUGCUCAGACUUAGCCGUUCAGAUUGAUGUUUUUGACGAACAAAGAGAAAGUGACGAGUCCCAGUUAUCCCCAACUUUACUCAACAACAUUGAUUUGUCAAGUCCAUUAGAAGUCUUUGAUGCAAUCCUGCGUCAAAUUGCGGACACUCCCCUGGAAAUCCCCUUUCUCUCUAUUUUACAACAUUUACUCAGAAUUGACCACAAAGAGCCAAUUUCCGACUUGAUAUGGGACGCGGCAGAGCGACUCGUACAUCGAGCCACCUUGUUGGAGACAAAGAGCGACGCAUUACGACUCAUCAGCCCCAGCCAUCAGUCCAAACUUUCACUGAACAAACCAAAAGGCGGAGAACGAUGCUCAUGCACAUGUCAUAAAGAUCGCAGGACAUCAUCGGCCACAUUUGGAGACUUUGCUGCAGCUGCGGCAUCUCUUUUAAACACCGACAAUAGCAAUGUGACCUCUCCGCCCCCACCACCACCGCCGCCACCGCCAAUGAUGGUAUCCGGUGGUGGCCCUGUCAUGGGAGGAGGACCUCCACCACCACCUGCACCUCCUCCCCCAUUCCCACCACCCCCACUAAUGCCCCCUAGUAGCAAGUCCCCCUCCUUCAAUUCGUCCCCAGCCAACAACGCCAAAGGGAAUGAGCAACGGCUACCUCAACAAUCAAUCCCAGCCCCGAAAGCCAAGAUGAGAACCGUCAACUGGAACAAGAUUCCCACCGGACAAAUAUUUAACAGCGACAAGGACAAUUUAUGGAUAAAUUUUGCAAAAAAUUAUAAAACCUCGGCAUCAACUUUAGAUUGGGAAGCGCUCGAAGGACUGUUUUGCAUUCAAACGGAGAAAGCGUCAGGAAGCAGUCCAAAUUUGGAUGCGUCGAAAAAUAACUCAAUGGAUAGACCCCAAUCAAAACGAGAGUCGAAUCAGAUUUUACUUCUCGAUGCCAAACGGAGUUUAAAUAUUAACAUAUUUCUAAAGCAAUUCAGAACCACGAAUAAGGACAUCAUUAAACACAUAAUGGAGGCCAAUUCAGAAGAAAUAGGAUCAGAGAGGUUACGAGGCUUGUUGAAAAUUUUGCCGUCUAAGGAUGAAAUUGAGAUGUUAAAGGCCGUGCCCCAAGCAGACAAGAGUCGUGUUGGGAGUGCGGAAAAGUUUUUAUUGGAACUCAUUGGGCUUAAGGCGUACAGAUUAAGGAUUGAGGCAAUGUUGCUGCGAGAAGAUUUGGAUUCUUGCUUCCACAGUUUGGAUUCCUCCAUCGACGUGAUUCUUCAAGCAAGUCAAGAAAUAAAAAAUGCAAAGCACUUCCAAGACGUAAUUUUCAUGAUAUUGGUGGCUGGAAACUUCUUAAACUCGGGUGGCUAUGCUGGAGAUGCGAUUGGAGUGAAACUUUCAUCUUUACAAAAAAUUGCAGACAUUCGAGGAAACCAACCUGGCAUCAGUCUGCUCAACUUUAUUUCAAUGCAAGCAGAGACCAAAAAUCCAGACUUGCUAACAUUCGCCAAACACAUGGUGUCUUUGGAAGAGGCGUCAAAAUGCAGUAUCGAUCAAAUUAAAGGAGAGUUGUUAAGCCUCAAGAAAAAAGUUGAAUUGAUUUGCGAACAACUUGUAAAGCCUGAGACGCCGCAAGAACUUUGCCAACAAUUGGGCGAUGGAUUUCAAGAAGCCCGACUACAAAUCGAAGACUUGGAGGAUCACUUGCUGGAAGUGGAGCUUUCACGAGUAGAUCUUGCCCAAUUCUUUUGCGAAGAUUUGCAAACCUUCAAGCUAGAAGACUGCUUUAAGAUAUUGCACUCUUUUAUCGUUCGAUGGAACCAAGCCGCUGUGGAAAACAAGCGUCGCAAACAAUUGGAGGAAGAGGCCCGACAGAGGAAGAAAAUAAGAGAAGAACAAUUCCAGAAACGUCUCCAGUUGGGCUGGGAAACUCCGCAAUCCGUGGAAAAUUUUAAUAAUACAAACAAGACUAUGGUCCUUAACCCUGAGGACGACAUAUUUAUUGCUUGCUCCCCACGCGUGGUUCGUCGUCGGCUGGGAUCCAACACAGACUCGGCUGGUAAUCAUAGUGGGGGUAACACUCCAGACUCACUCACAGUUCCCUCUCCAGAACACGUCAAAUCGUCUAAUUUAACCGUGGGAAUGCAUGACGUUACUCCGAACGGCUCUUUGAGAAGACGUCGUAGCCGGGUUCCAUCCGACGAGGAUGAAACUGGGCUCAUGGACUUUUUACGAGCCUCUGGGCAAGAUGGGUCUCGAGAGAGGAAGGGUCCAGAUCAGUACGGCUCCUUGGAUAGAUCUUGGUCACGCAAGACGAGGCGCCGACCUAACUUGAUGGACUUUGUAAAUGAUGACAGAGAACGGCCAGUGUCUCCUGCAACUGGUUUUGCAGAUGCGAUGAAUGCACAGUCUCAUAAUACUGACGCGUCGAAAUCAGAGUUUAAGACGGAGAGUCCGGCAAGAGAAUGGCGAGAACGAAUUGCAGCCUGGUUUGUAGACUUGGAGAACGGUGGAAGUGCAGAAAUCCCACAAAGACGUCCUCCACCGCGACGUUUACAACAGCGUCGUCUUAAUUUGGACUCUGUUGAUCCCGCCUCUCGAGGUCUGGCCACACUCCCGGAGGGCGAGAUGGGUCAGGAGGACAAUUCUGUCCCGCCGUUGCAUGUCUACCAACGAGUAUAUCCCGACCGCAGACCUUCAGUCAAACUUAAUACGGACGUGGUUGGAGCAAUGGAAGCGAUUGAAGAAGUUCAAAGCCCAACCAAGGAACGACCCACACACAAAAAGCUGUUUGAGAGAACACUCAGCCAAGACAGCACAGCGGAGAAAGGAGAACGAAGAAUAGGCAGUAGUGAAAGAGAAUCCGGGGGUCGUCGAUCACUAAUUGAAUCGCUUGGUGCCAAAAAUCACAACGACAAGUUAGUGUUAUAUAUCCCUGAGAAAUCUCUGCCUGGUCCAAAGUCAGGAGGAGACUACUCUUCCAAAUUAAAACGAUCCCCAUCCGUUCCUGGAGAAAGUAGUUUAUCAUCAUCAUCCAGACUAAGCAAUGGAAAUAAUCCCACCGUAUCCGGCAGCGGUGGUGGUGAUGGAUUUGACAGGAAUUCAUCCUUCCGAAAAUCUCGUCGAUACAAGAAAGAAUCUGAAACUCCAACCACCACCUUGAUGCGAUCUGCAUCCCUGUACUCGAAUGUGCGGCCUAAAACAGCAGUCACCCGUUCUACGGAAGAUUACAUGAAGCCCAGAACAACUUCUUCAUCUGCUAUAAAUGAUGAAUUGAAAGUGUCCAUUCGCCCAGCAAGAAACACUCCAAAAUCGCCACAACCACCUCCACCACCUUCUGCUUCUGAAGACCUCCGAUCAACCCGCGUCCACUCUCCCUCCAUCAUCAACAGCACGAAUGGCACCAGUAUUGUUCAGAUAAAGGGCCCCACAACACCUCGAGACUCAUCAUCCAGUCAAGGAGGGCGACCAACCUCUCAAAAUUACACCAUUCCUGGGAACAAGUCCUACCUCAGCAGCUCGCCAGGCACCGCAGAACGUGACGAAGGCUUUGAAGAGUCUCACAGCUCUCUCUCCGAGACCAAUAGUCAAUCCGAGUCUCACAAUAUUCCCUUCUCUGCCAAAGUGAUAGAGCGGAAACCAUUGCAAAGACUGGGAGGAAGCUUCAGAGUGAAUAAAUCUCGACCAAUUCCCAAUCACACGGAGAUGAGCAGCAGCACGAGUCUCAACCAUGCCAACAAUAAUAACAAUCUGUCAAACAGGAAUAAUAGCUCUUCUGCAGCAAGUUUGCAAUCUUCUCGAAGCUCUCUGUCCAGCCAGGCAACGGUGAAAGAAAAUCCGGAUGCGAGCAGAGCUGGAGCCCUGCGUAUUAACAACGCCACGACGACGGCAUCACCCACCAACAGGCUUGGAGGAGACUCCUUCACCACUCGGAGAUCACAUUCACCUGCCACAUCAAUGUCGCUCUCGAAUAAUUCCAUCUCCAAGUUUCCAUCCACCACCACAGAUUCUUCCAAGCUUGCUCAGAAGAACAUGAAAAACAACCACGGGCUCUCCAUCACUUCGCAUAAUAACAUUAAUAAUAACAAUAAUAAUUCUGGCACACCGAUGAUGACGACAGAAACCAAGAAAUCAAGCUCCAAAGGACUUGCCCCACGAAUUCUUAGUUUCAUGCGACCAACCGCCUCAAGCACUGCUCAAGCUAAAGAUAAGGCUGACUUGCUAGCAAAAAACAAAAGCAUGCGAAAAUCUUUCAGAUGAGGUAUUUCUCUCUUCUAGAAAAAAAUCAGUAAUAAUUUUACAUAUUUUGUGCCAAAACAUUAGCUUACAAACAAACAUAACAAAUCGUCAACACUACUAGAUGCACAUGUCUGUACGUAAGGUGCUACUACACUUUGCAUUUUUGGGUAAAGUUUUUUAAUAUAUUAACGAUCUUUUAAUGAUAUUGUUCCACUUGAUGUUUAGUAUUAUAUAUACUUUGACAAUUUUAAGAGCUUCUCCAAAAUAUUUUACAUAUAUUACAUACGCAAAUUACGACAUUUUACGUCUGACUUCUUGCUGCUAAUUAUUACUGCUCGUCAUAAAUACUUACAUACUUCACCCGUACGUAUGACGCCGUUAUUUUUUGAGCACGUACGAGAAAAGUUGGACAACCGCUAAUGCUGCCAUAAAUACAGCACACGCGACAGAGUAGGCACAUCAACAAUAAAUAGGCAAUAUAUCCACGCAUGCAGCCUCCAUUCAGCUUUGAACAUUUUUAAUGACCCCUUUCCACAAUGGCUGUUGUGACGAAAAAGUUCACAAUGAUUGACUUUGUUGUUUCCUUCGUCGGCUGAUUUACCAGAUUGAAUUGGAUUUAGGACUGAUUUGUAGUCAUUGUUUAAAAUUGAUGGAUUUGACCUUGCCGAGUUCAGAAUUGCGAGCAAUUUUAAAUCUGUGUAAAAAGAGCACUUGCUAUUGUUCCUCUCCCCCAAGAAAUUUUAAUCCAUUCAUGUUUUCCUCUUAAAAAUAUUAAUAUUCUAUUUUUAUCUUUAUGAGGAAGGACGAUGUACGACGAUUGUAAUUUUUUUUCUUCUGCAUAUUCAAUGACUAUGGAUGCAUACCAUGUAGAAUUGUUCGACGUAAGAGGCACAAACCAACCACUUGCUACACUAUACAAUUUUAGCAGCAAUUAACUAUGUCAAAUGUGGGUUUGUUCGUAAAUAUUUUUUCACGUCCGUGAGCACAAUACAAUUUGUAUACGCGAGAGAAGAGUCGUUUCAAAUACAUACAUAUUUAACCGAUAAUCAUAAUAAUAAUAAUCAUAAUAACGUACGUACUGUAAGUCACCUUGUGGACGAAUCGCCACAUAUUUUUGACUGGUGUAAGUAUUUACAAAAAAAUAACUAAUUAUUCGUCGUCGAGCAAAUAAGAGACUUGUUCUAUCCUUUUUCUAUUCACUGAACUUUUAUUAUUUUCGUGGUUAUUAGAAUUUAUAUGUAUGCACGGUAAAUAAAUUGUCCACGACAGGCAAUUAAAUAUGUACAUACAUACAGACACCUUCGUCACAUAAGGAUUUGCAUUACGGACAAGCAUGCAAUUAAAUUUUUGUAAUAGAAAUGAUAAUAAUUUUUUUAAUGUACAAUUGUUUCCCGAUUCGUUCGUUAAUCGACAUCUCUUGUUGUAACCCAGUUGAAUAAUAUGCAAACAACUUGACUGAUUUGAUUGAGGAUAUCUUUAUUUUUUUAACACGUAUUCACCUCAGCAUGAUUAAUUCCUUUCCUGCCUGCCUGCCUACCAAGUACUUACCACUAGAUUAUUAACCAGCAAUAUACAUAAGAAGUCUCUCAAACAACAAUCUCCCACGUGUGCAUGGCCAUUUAAAUAGUAAUUUUAUUUAAGUUGCGACAUUCUUAUGGGAGAGAUAAAUAUGCAUGCAAAUGAUAUAAAUGAUACAACAAGAUGCGAUGAGCCAUAGUUUAGUUGAGGGGAUCACAAAAUUCCAUAAAAAUGAGACUGAAGACAAAAGUAAAACCAAUUUGCACGUGUUGUUUGAUGGAUUUUCGUGCAGUAACUUUCCGGCUUCCUUUACGUAUUACUCACUCACACAGCAUCGCAUCAUCAGACAGACUCAACCCCAAUAAAACUAACUUAAUCACACCAUCGCCACAAGUGUAACACCUGCACCCACGUUGUUGUAAGAUAACCCCAUCCGUGUACGUAGUAAUUACAACGGAGAUAGUGAUUGAUUCGUUGGGUACUUGUGAUCCCUUUAUGAUAACCCCGAACGUAAUAUCUGUCGCUUUUAUCUUAUCAGCAUAUCACCCCAUCCAUACGUCGCUAUCACCAGUUUCACAUAUGUAUGUUACUGUUAUUGCGAAAUAUCUAUUUAUAUUUGGAGAGAGAGAGAUCAUUGUUUCAAUGUAAUUCAGUACGAUUGUUUUGCUACGUAGCCGAUUUUUUUUUGUAAUAUUUUAAACCAAUACGAGAGAUGAGAUGAUUCUGGUCAGGCGAGAGGGAUUGUUGUGUAUGUCUGAAAACCACGGCGUGGCAAACAUAACAAUAAUAUUUGUCUUGUCGUGGGCUGGCAUGAUGGACAGGAUUUUGGAGAAAGAAAGAAAGCAGUGAGUGAUGAUGAGCUGAAUAAAAGAAAGUUUUUGGACUUAGAUCGAUGCGAGUACGAUUUGGGGAUAAAAAUAAAAACAUAGUUUCAACCAACAAAA